This is a messenger RNA of Diversispora eburnea, 576 nucleotides long. NCBI's taxonomy places the organism in Eukaryota, Fungi, Glomeromycota, Glomeromycetes, Diversisporales, Diversisporaceae. The record is from the annotation of a GenBank genome assembly.
AUGUCUACUGCAACUAAUUCGAAAUUUAACAACGAAGAGAAAACAUUCAAUUUGUUCAAGGUACUAAAUCCUACUACAACUGAAAUUUCCAAUUCGUCUGAGACAAUUGAACCCCUUCACAAAUAUGAAACCGAACCAGGACAAGCACAGAAGUUCUGGGGAGGUCCAAUUUUUCUUUCUUGGCUCAACCUUAUCUUCUUCUAUGACAAUAUUGAUAAAGGAACAUUUGAUGAGCAUAAAGACAGCUCGGUGUUGGUGUAUAAACAAGAAGUGAAGGAAUACGGGUCAGAAUAUACGAGCAAGGAACUAGAGAACCUCGAAGAAGAAAUGCCUGGCGCAAUAUAUUUACCAGUUGAUAAAUUGUGUUACAAUAAUCUUGCGAAAUCUCCGCCAGCAAGGACAGUUAGGAUUCAAGUUAGAAGAUCAGGAAUGACUAAUUCUGUCAAACUCGAAUAUAAUUUUAAUGAUCCUGUUGAAAAUAAUAAACUUUCCAAUUCUUACGGAUAUGGACAUCCCGCUCGUAUUUUCUAUGUAUCGUCAGCAUUUGAAGUUGCUAUCGGAGAUAAUAACGGAUGA